AGCUCCCCAGUCCCCAAGAUUCAAUUUUCUCCUUUUACUUCAUACGGAUGACAUAUUGACAUUUCAUUCCUUUCCGUCCUCCUGGUCUCCUUUCUUUUGGUUUCAGGGACUUCCCCGCUAUGCCAAAAAAGUUCAGAACUUGAUCAACACGGCUGCCAGGUGAAUUAGUAUUUCCAGCUGGAGAAGCUAAAAUCGGAGCAAAGAAGUUUUGGGUGUAAACAAAGAAGUGAACUGCAAUGAGUGCCUCGAGGUUCAUAAAGUGUGUCACCGUGGGUGACGGAGCCGUCGGCAAGACUUGCAUGCUUAUUUCCUACACCAGCAAUACUUUCCCUACGGAUUAUGUACCAACUGUCUUCGACAAUUUCAGUGCAAAUGUGGUUGUGGAUGGAAGCACUGUGAAUCUGGGGUUGUGGGAUACAGCUGGCCAAGAAGAUUACAAUAGAUUAAGACCUUUAAGCUAUCGUGGAGCAGAUGUAUUUCUGCUAGCAUUCUCUCUCAUAAGCAAGGCAAGCUAUGAAAACGUUGCCAAGAAAUGGGUUCCUGAGCUGAGGCACUAUGCACCUGGCGUCCCAAUUAUUCUAGUUGGGACAAAACUUGAUCUUCGGGAUGAUAAGCAGUUCCUUCUAGACCACCCUGGUGCAGUGCCCAUCACCACGGCUCAGGGGGAGGAACUAAGAAAACUUAUUGGCGCUCCUGUUUAUGUUGAGUGUAGUUCAAAAACUCAGAUGAAUGUGAAAGCAGUUUUUGAUGCAGCCAUCAAAGUUGUUCUCCAGCCCCCGAAGCAGAAGAAAAAGAAAAGAAAGGGGCAAAAGGCCUGUUCUAUUUUGUGAGAUCUUCCCUUGUUUUUACAUGCUAGUUCUUGGAGGAUGACAUGACCCUAGCCAUUUACCAGUAGUCUUCACUCUUCACUAUACUAUAUCUUAUAUUCUGUUUCCAUCCUAUGGGAAGCAGUUGCUCCAUGGCUCCAACACUGACUGUAUUUGUGACUCAUGAGCAUCCAAGUUAGUUGUUUGUGUGUGUAUCUGUAUAGGCAUGAUUUCGUGACGUUUGGAACCCUUCACGUGCAAGCUUGCUGCUUUCCUGACGUUUUCUAUUAAGGCUAUUUCGUUUGUGGGCAUGACUUUAUUCAUGUUGUAAUCUAAUAUACUAUAACGUUCCUUUGGAUGUGAACUAUAUAAUAUGUAAUUAUGGUUAUGAGCUGUUUAGCAGAGUGACUGCAGUUCAUUCUCUUCAGUGUUAAUUCUGUAAAAUAUAUCUGCAGUGGUCUAACCAAAAGCUUAGCUUGAAUUAUCUAAUAUAAAAAA
Neltuma alba is the source of this 1304-nucleotide messenger RNA. RefSeq names its product rac-like GTP-binding protein RAC1. The record is from RefSeq and is a predicted model, not a curated record. The coding region runs from base 237 to 830 and encodes 197 amino acids. Gene Ontology annotation, molecular function: GTPase activity; GTP binding. Gene Ontology annotation, biological process: small GTPase-mediated signal transduction. The transcript is spliced from 7 exons. Lineage: Eukaryota; Viridiplantae; Streptophyta; Magnoliopsida; Fabales; Fabaceae.